Phaethon lepturus (White-tailed tropicbird) is the source of this 1296-nucleotide messenger RNA. Its product is annotated as reticulocalbin-1-like. The coding region runs from base 1 to 831 and encodes 276 amino acids. The record is from RefSeq and is a predicted model, not a curated record. NCBI's taxonomy places the organism in Eukaryota, Metazoa, Chordata, Aves, Phaethontiformes, Phaethontidae. Gene Ontology annotation, cellular component: endoplasmic reticulum. Gene Ontology annotation, molecular function: calcium ion binding. The transcript has 6 exons.
AUGGUGACAGAUCCUCACGAUGUAAAUGUUUCUGUUCGUGAUACAGGCCAAGGCCGGAGUUCAUCAACAUACAGUUGUACUCUCAUCAGGAAGAUUGUGGAUAGAAUAGAUGACAACAAAGAUGGCUAUCUCACAACAGAGGAAUUAAAAAACUGGAUUAAACGGGUUCAGAAACGCUAUAUCUAUGAAAACGUGGCUAAAGUUUGGAAAGACUAUGAUCUAAACAAGGACAAUAAAAUUGCCUGGGAAGAAUACAAACAAGCCACAUACGGUUAUUAUUUAGAAAAUCCAGAAGAAUUCCAAGAUGCAACAGAUCAGCACAGUUUUAAAAAAAUGCUGCCCAGAGAUGAGAGAAGGUUCAAAACUGCAGAUCUGGAUGGAGACUUAGCUGCCACUCGUGAAGAAUUCACUGCUUUCCUUCACCCAGAGGAGUUUGAGCAUAUGAAAAACAUCGUUGUCUUAGAAACCUUAGAAGACAUAGACAAAAACGAGGAUGGUUUUGUGGAUCAAGAUGAGUACAUUGCUGAUAUGUUUGCAAAUGAAGAGGGUGGACCAGAGCCUGACUGGGUGAUUACAGAGCGUGAACAAUUUUCAGAUUUUCGUGACAUCAACAAGGAUGGGAAGAUGGACAAAGAGGAGAUUCAGCACUGGAUUCUCCCGCAAGACUAUGAUCACGCACUAGCUGAAGCCAGGCACUUAGUCUAUGAAUCGGAUGUAGACAAGGAUCAAAAACUAACGAAAGAGGAGGUUCUAGACAACUGGAACAUGUUUGUUGGAAGUCAAGCUACUAAUUACGGGGAGGACCUCACAAGAAACCAUGAUGAACUAUGAUACAGCGUACCAACCAGUAUGCCACAGACCUUUUCUCCACUUCACUGAAAUCACUGUGUCUAUCCCCUCUUUUAGGGGAAGAUGGACAAGGGAAACACAACCGAAUGAUUUGCAUUAAUAUAUUUUUAACAUGCCAGCUUAUUACCUCAGAAACAACAUAGAAAUAGCUUUUUACUCUUUUCACAUGGUUAAAUACAGCAUCUUAUUACUACAGUUCUAUUUUGUAAAAAAUAAAAAGGUAACUUUUCUUAAUAGAUUACAGUCUGACCUGGAAAAAGCACUUCUGAAACAUAAUUGUGAGGAUCUUUAAUAGCAAAAUAUUUUCUUCAAAUACCCAUUUUUACUACAGUAAAAUGCAGCUAGGAUUAGAAAGAAACCUAAUGUUUAAACAAACUAACUUAUUUAGUCUUUUUUUUUUUAAUAGCAUAUAACAAUUUAGAGUUAUACUUUGACCCUCUUAUCCAG